GUUAAUCAAUUACUAUUGUACUGAAUUUUCGUUAUUUUGCAUUAUUGUAUCGUACAUUUUAGUGUGAUAAGACACGGUUUAACCAUGAGGACUUAUUUAACGUAAAGCAUAAACUGAUGUCCAGGAUUCUAAUCAUGAAUAUUCUGAACAAAAGGCUUUUGAGCAGUUGUAUGCUUGGGUCAAAAGCACGUCCAGUUAAUAGGGCGAAUGCAGUUGGAUCAAACUUCAACAUACUAAAUGGAGGCACAGGCUUCUUGACAAACUCUUUGAACAUUUCUGCACUGACGUGUGUUGUGCAUAGUAGGUGUUUAUCUUUACAUGUAAAUAGGAAAGCUAAUCAAAACACAUGCACAUUUUUAGAAAGGAAAUCAGGCAACGUGCCCAUAAUGCAGACUCUGGGAAGAAAGUCAUAUAUAAAAUAUGGACCCGUGUUAUUGUGGGAUCAGAUAAUGCAGACUCUGGGAAGAAAGUCAUAUAUAAAAUCUGGACCCGUGUUAUUGUGGGAUCAGAUUAAAGUAUGUUAUUCUGUAAUGUCAUCAACGGCUACUAAUCAAGAUGUAGCCAAGAAAGUCCCAACCAAGCCUCUCAUGAAAAUAAAAACAAAAAAGAAAAUUCGCCUAGUGGAGGAUGCGUUGCAGUACAAUCGAGUGGCAACAUAUCCUGUGGGUCAGGAGCUCAACCUAGAGUCACUGGCCAAAGAGAUUGUCAGUCAAGACACUUACAAGAUUGUGGACAUGCCAACAGAUUUGCAAGGAAAUCUUCAAGAUGUUAUUAUGACAACUGCAAAGUACAAGUUUGAAGGCCAAAUAAGAGAUGCUUUUUUCUUCAGAGAUGGAACAGUUUCUUUAUGGACAAUGUCAGAAUCUGAGAAGGAUGACGUCCUGCAGCUGGUGCGAAGACAUUGCAUCCAUCCGUACAACCCAGUACUGACAGAACAAGAGAGUGAGAUCAUACCUGUACAGAAUGACAUGGCCUCUAAACUUGUGCGGGGUAAAAUCCACAUUCGGAGCUUACCUGGAGACGAGAAGUAUGAAGAGAUCACCAUGAUGGAGAAGUUUGCCUUCUCCAAUGCCAUGGCCCAGUCAGUGACUUUGGCAAUCAACGAGAACAAAUUGGAGAAGUUUAUUGAUCAGUUGGAAUCAGAAACGCAGCUACUUCGUGAUGGACAGCCAUCCCAGUUGAAGAGGCGUGAUAUCAACAUGAAGUUAGGAGAAGUAUUCUUACACAGGCAUGAGAUCAACUUGGAGUCAGGUUUCCUGGAUGUGCCAGAUGUCUACUGGGAGCGGGAUGACUUGGAGCAGCUGUACAGGAGUACAUUUAGUGAUCUGAAUGUCUCCAAACGUAUACAGGUGUACAAUGCUCGCCUGAACUACUGUUCAGAGAUCCUGCAGCUGCUUAGCAACCAGCUCAAUGACAAGCACCAUGUGAGGCUGGAGUGGAUCAUCAUUAUCCUCAUCUUGAUUGAGGUUUUGUUUGAAUGCCUGCACUAUGCUGAAAGGUUUGGCUGGAUUCCUGUACCAAGCCAGGUCUCUGACCCCAGACCUCUGGUGCUGAGCUCUAACAGACUGGUACCAGCAGAGUCCUCAUCUGACAGCCUGGUACCCAGCGUUAAGUCAGAUUAAUAGGUUUCAACUGUAUAUAUUACACCCAACCAAUUAUUGAACAGCAAUUGUAUUUAGCUUGUGUAUGCCUCUUUAAGAAGUGUUUGAUGUAAGCUUUACUUGAAUAUUCAUUAUCGUGAUGUUUUUUACAUUCUAUAUUGUUUGUUGUGGUGCUGAAUCAAUAUUUGGUGAUGUUUUUGAUGCUAGUUCAAGAGUUUUUUUUAACAAGUUGUAAAACAUGAGGGAGUUAUCAACUUUUUAUUUGUUAUUUGCGGAAAUUGGGCUCUCUGAAAAAAGUUAAAACGUUGCGAUAACUUAUCUGUACAUAUAUUGGGUUUUGAGUCCAGCAUGCAUAAUGUAUAUUAGCGAAUACAACUUAAGAAGGGAACUAUAAUAAUUUGUAAAUAUUUUAAUGUUUUUUAAGCCCUGUAGUUUAUUCUUUUCAGUCACCAAAGUACAUGUGUCAGUUAUUUUUAGCUCCACUAUUCAAAGAAUUGUCUGAGCAUGACUACUUACUAAUUUUAAACACUUUACAACAUCUCAAUGUCACUGUUUCUCCCACAGUUAUUCAACUUGCCACACAUAUGACAGCACAUUAUGUGAGGUCACUGACAAAGUUCUACAACUGCAUAUAAGAAAAUUAUGCCCCAUCUUUAUGCCCCCCACCACUAUAGUGGGGGACAUAUUGUUUUUGCCCUGUCUGUUGGUUGAUUUGUUGGUUGGUUUGUGUGUUUGUUUGUGCAAACUUGAAUAUUUACAAUAACUUUUGCAAUAUUGAAGAUAGCAACUUCAUAUUUGGCAUGCAUGUGUAUCUCAUAGAGCUGCAUAUUUUGAGUAGUGAAAGGUCAAGGUCAUCCUUCAAGGUCAAAUGUCAAAUAUAUGGGUCAAAAUCGCUAAUUUAAUGUACACAUUUGCAGUAUAGAAGAUAGCUGCUUGAUAUUUGGCAUGCAUGUGUAUCUCAUGGAGCUGCACAUUGUGAGUGGUGAAAGGUCAAGGUCAUCAUUCAAGGUCAGAGUUCAAAUAUAUAGGGACAUAGUGCUUCACAAACACAUUGCUUGUUAUCCCCCGCCAUAGGCGGAGGGAUAUUGUUUUGACGUUGUCCGUCCAUCCGUCUUUCCGUCCCUCCUUCCGUCCGUCCAGCACUUUUGUGUCCGGAGCCAUAUCUUGGAAGUGCUAUUGCGGAUUUCAAUGAAACUUGGUAUGAGUAUAUAUAUGGAUAAGAGGAUGAUGCACGCCUAAUGGCAAUGUACACCAUCUGUUAAUAACAGAGUAAUGGCCCUUUGUAUCUUGGAAAAAUGCUUUUUUGUGUCCUGAGCCAUAUCUUGUAAGUGCUUUGGCGGAUUUCAUUGAAACUUGGUAUGAGUAUAUAUAUGGAUAAGAGGAUGAUGCAUACCAAAUGGCAUUGUACACCAUUGGAUAAUAAAGGAGUUAUGGCCCUUUUUAUCUUGAAAAAAUGCUUUUUUGAGUGUCAAAUAUAACACUUUUGUGUCCAGAAGCAUAUUGGCGGGGAAUAUCAAUUCAACGAAUUGGCUUGUUGUAUGUAUAAUUUUGGUUGAGGAAAAUAUGAAACAUCUCUAUAUCACUGUUUCUAUGGCAGGUAUUCAACUGAAACAUGUCUAUAUCACUGUUUCUACGGCAGGUAUUCAACUGAAACUUCCCAUUAAUGUUCAGGGUGAGGUCACUAUCUAAGUUUCAUAACACUGACCUGCAAUUUAUCAGAAUUUGCUUCUGUAAUACAGGUAUAGGAAAGGGAAAACAUCUCCACAGCAAUAUUUCUACUCACAGAAUUCAAUUGAUUUGUUACACAUGUGUACAUGAUUAUAAUAGAAGUCAUUACCAUAAAGUGCAAUUUUGAAGAAUUAUACUUUUUGCACUUAGAUAAUUUAUGUUUUUGUUUGGAUGCAAUUUCUCCAAAUGUACAAAUAUUGAACUGAAACAUUACCAAUGUGUUCAGAAUCUGUAUUUAUAUUCAUCAUUAUUUUAGCAUUGUUAUGCCCCUUUUUUCUUUUUAAGGUUUGCUGUAAGUUAAAUUCAAGUUAAAGAUUGCAUGCAACAAGGACACAUCUCUGUAACUCAUACAGAUAUUCAUUUUACACUUCCAUCAUGUCUUUGUGAUCAUCAUAUAAGGUCUCAGACCAAGGUCCACAACAUUGACUUGCAAUAUUGCAGAAUUAUGCCGCUCUUUGUACGUCAGUGGAAUGUCUGCUUGCAGCAACUCUGUUUUAUAAUUAUGACACUUUUGUGUAUAUGACUUAUAUAAACGUCAACUCUAAUGAGUAUUAACUAAUGUUAAUAGCAACACAACACGUGCUUCUGCUAAGACGUUUAAUAUAGAAGUGCGGCAUCAGAAAACAGGGUACAGGGUUAACGUUGGCGGGAGCCGUAGUCUGUUUCACAAUAUAAAUAGUGGUGGCUAUAGUCUUUUUCAUAGUAGAACAUUUCAUAAUAGAACAAACUCCAUAUCAUUUUAUCUACGAAAUAUAUUGAAAAAGAAGUUUACAUGUGGGUUUUUAACGUUCUUUAUAAACAGUCGCUGAGUAGAACCUAUAACUUUGAACAGCUUUUUUAAAAUGAUCAUGCCACCUUUUGUACUUGUAAAAGUCUUUUUAUGGCGUUAAUAGUUUUAUUUGAUCGUUCGUCAAAAAGUUGUAACUCUGUUACUCUUGUAUCUUCAAUGCAAUUGAGUAAUUAAAUAGUAAUUAAAUUGAAUGCGUUUUAAUUCCCUUUUAUUAUUGUUUAAUUUGAGUUACAAUGCUAUGACGUUAAAUUUUAUUUACACUUAAAUGUAUUAUGAAUAUUGCUGGGCCAAGUGUGAGGUUGAGCGCUCUAUAACCAGGUUUAAACCCCCAAUGCUUUGCAUUGACCGUUCCAAGGCAGUGACCCCAGCUUUAUUCAUAUUUUGUGUUUAUGUUGGUUUGUAUUGUGCUGUAUUGUGCUGUUUUGUACUGUUUGGGCAAUCGGUCACUUGCCUUAAAUAAAGGACCAACUAAUUGUUUUUAAUGAAAAUUCAAUACUGCUCCAGCAGCUGGAGUUUCACUUCUUUAUAUUGUAUGCAAUUUAAAAUUUAGGUUUAAAUGCCCUUUAACACUCAAAAUGAACAAAUAUUUCAUACAAUAUUUCGAAAAUUAAAAUUAAAAUAGUAUUACCCCAGUAUUACUGGUUCAUCACAUGAUUUACAAUAUGAUGAGAAAUGUACUUCACACAGUGUUAUAUAUCUAAUAACAUGUAAAAAUUAAAAUAUACAAGAUGUCAGACAAAUAAAUCAGAAAGUAUCUUGCAGAAUUAAUAAACAUAGAUUCGAUAUCAGGAACUGCUAAAUAAUGAUAAAAUCCUAUUUCACAUGUUGCUAUGCAUUUUGUCUGUACAUGUACCAACAAGUAUGGUUCUUUGUCUAAUGGUGUUGUUGCAAAAUAGUCUAGACCAUUUAUGCAAGGAGACAUUUGGAAUACGUAAAUUAAAAACUAUGAUUCCUUCCGUCUAGAAUUAACUGCUUUAUGAUAUGCAGAACAUUAUCAUAGUUUACAUAUACAUCUGAUGUUGUUUUUUUUUCUCUAAAUAUGUACAUUAUAGUAUUACUUAUAGGCUGUUGUGUCAAGUCUGAUCCAUCUUUGUAUUAUGUAUUAUUGUGUUUUAUCUAAUAUUAUUUUUCUGCUAAACUAUUUUUGUUGCUGCAUGAUGUUGAUGUGUUUUGUUGCUGUAUGACGUUUAUGCCACAUACUGUGUUUAUGUUUUUAUUAAAAGUAUUAAUAAAAUCUAUAGCCAUAACAUGUUUAGUAUUUAAGAAAUUAAAAUAAACAUAAAUAACAUGUU
Dreissena polymorpha is the source of this 5411-nucleotide messenger RNA. Its product is annotated as required for meiotic nuclear division protein 1 homolog. The coding region runs from base 117 to 1622 and encodes 501 amino acids. Gene Ontology annotation, biological process: positive regulation of mitochondrial translation. Lineage: Eukaryota; Metazoa; Mollusca; Bivalvia; Myida; Dreissenidae. The transcript is spliced from 12 exons. The record is from RefSeq and is a predicted model, not a curated record.